AUGAGCAGCGCACGCCGCCACGACCUGCAGAGACCGCCCCCCCGCCACGACCUGCAGAGACCGCCCCCCCCCCCGCCACGACCUGCAGAGACCGCCCGCCACACGGCCUGCAGACCGCCUCUCACCGACCUGCAGAGACCGCCCCGCCGACCUGCAGAGACCGCCCCCUGCCCACGGCCUGCAGAGACCGCCUCCCGCCACGACCUCCAGAGACCGCCGCCACGACCUAGACCGCCCCCCCGCCACGACCUGCAGAGACCGCCCCGCCCACGACCUGCAGAGACCGCCCGCCACGACCUCCAGAGACCGCCCCGCCACGACCUGCAGAGACCGCCCCCGCCGACCUCCAGAGAGCCCCCGCCACGACCUCCAGAGACCGCCCGCAUCACGACCUGCAGAGACCGCCCGCCACGACCUGCAGAGACCGCCCGCCACGACCUCCAGAGACCGCCCCGCCACGACCUCCAGAGACCGCCCCCGCCACGACCUGCAGAGACCGCCCCCCCCGCCACGACCUGCAGAGACCGCCCCCCCGCCACGACCUCCAGAGACCGCCUCACGACCUGCAGAGACCGCCCCGCCACGACCUCCAGAGACUGCCCCCACACGCCCUGCAGAGACCGCCCCCCCGCCACGACCUCCAGAGACCGCCCCCCGCCACGACCUGCAGAGACCGCCCACGACCUCCAGAGACCGCCCCGCCACGACCUCCAGAGACCGCCCCGCCACGACCUCCAGAGACCGCCUCCCGCCACGACCUGCAGAGACCGCCCCCACCACGGCCUGCAGAGACCGCCCGCCACGACCUGCAGAGACCGCCCCCACGACCUGCAGAGACGCCCGCCACGACCUGCAGAGACCGCCCCCCCGCCACGACCUGCAGAGACCGCCCCCCCGCCACGACCUCCAGAGACCGCCCCCCCGCCACGAUCUGCAGAGACCGCCUCCCGCCACGACAUCCAGAGACCGCCCCGCCACGACCUCCAGAGACCGCCCCGCCACGACCUGCAGAGACCGCCUCCGCCACGACAUCCAGAGACCGCCCCCCACGACCUGCAGAGACCGCCUCCCUACCACUACUCCUCCAGAGACCGCCUCCACAACCUCCAGAGACCGCCCCGCCACGACCUGCAGAGACCGCCCCCCCGCCACGACCUGCAGAGACCGCCCCCCCGCCACGAUCUGCAGAGACCCGCCCCGCCACGACCUGCAGAGACCGCCCCCCCGCCACGACCUCCAGCGACCGCCCCCCCGCCACGACCUGCAGAGACCGCCCCCCCCGCCACGACCUGCAGAGACCGCCCCCCCCGCCACGACCUGCAGAACCCGCCCCCCCGCCACGACCUCCAGAGACCGCCCCCCCGCCACGAUCUGCAGAGACCGCUCAGGAGAUGUUACAUCGUGACGAAGAGGAGGAAGACCCUCCACGGAGCAGCCACCUGGGAGUUUGACCUGGCGGCCUCACCCAGUAUGGUCAAAUGA
Messenger RNA from Pseudoliparis swirei, 1482 nucleotides. RefSeq lists its product as uncharacterized. Lineage: Eukaryota; Metazoa; Chordata; Actinopteri; Perciformes; Liparidae. The transcript has 3 exons. The record is from RefSeq and is a predicted model, not a curated record. The coding region runs from base 1 to 1482 and encodes 493 amino acids.